Messenger RNA from Carlito syrichta (Philippine tarsier), 2533 nucleotides. RefSeq names its product cholinergic receptor nicotinic alpha 3 subunit (gene CHRNA3). Gene Ontology annotation, molecular function: transmembrane signaling receptor activity; acetylcholine-gated monoatomic cation-selective channel activity. The transcript is spliced from 4 exons. Gene Ontology annotation, cellular component: synapse; postsynaptic membrane; neuron projection. Gene Ontology annotation, biological process: signal transduction; nervous system process; regulation of membrane potential. Bases 64 to 1257 code for a protein of 397 amino acids. NCBI's taxonomy places the organism in Eukaryota, Metazoa, Chordata, Mammalia, Primates, Tarsiidae. The record is from RefSeq and is a predicted model, not a curated record.
CCCGAGAUCUGGAACGACUACAAGCUGAAGUGGAACCCCUCUGACUACGAUGGAACAGAGUUCAUGCGUGUCCCAGCUCAGAAGAUCUGGAAGCCAGACAUUAUGCUGUAUAACAAUGCCGUCGGGGAUUUCCAGGUGGAUGACAAGACCAAAGCCUUGCUCAAGUACACGGGGGAGGUGACCUGGAUCCCCCCGGCCAUCUUUAAGAGCUCGUGCAAAAUCGACGUGACCUACUUCCCGUUUGAUUACCAGAACUGCACCAUGAAGUUCGGUUCCUGGUCCUACGACAAGGCGAAGAUCGACCUGGUCCUGAUCAGCUCGUCCAUGAACCUCAAGGACUACUGGGAGAGCGGAGAGUGGGCCAUCAUCAACGCCCCGGGCUACAAGCACGACAUCAAGUACAACUGCUGUGAGGAGAUUUACCCCGACAUCACGUACUCGCUGUACAUCCGGCGCCUGCCCCUCUUCUACACCAUCAACCUCAUCAUCCCCUGCCUCCUCAUCUCCUUCCUCACUGUGCUCGUCUUCUACCUGCCCUCUGACUGUGGAGAGAAGGUGACCCUCUGCAUCUCCGUCCUCCUCUCCUUGACCGUGUUCCUCCUGGUGAUCACCGAGACCAUCCCCUCCACCUCACUGGUCAUCCCUCUGAUCGGAGAGUACCUCCUCUUCACCAUGAUCUUCGUCACCUUGUCCAUCGUCAUCACCGUCUUCGUGCUCAACGUGCACUACAGAACCCCGACCACACACACGAUGCCUGCGUGGGUGAAGACCGUGUUCUUGAACUUGCUCCCCAGGGUCAUGUUCAUGACCCGGCCGGCAAGCAACGAGGAGAACGCCCCAAAGCCACGGCCCUUCUACGGAGCUGAGCUCUCAAAUCUGAAUUGCUUCAACCGCACUGAGUCCAAAGGCUGCAAGGAAGGCUACCCCUGCCAGGAUGGGAUGUGUGGUUACUGCCACCACCGCAGGAUAAAAAUCUCUAAUUUCAGCGCCAACCUCACGAGAAGCUCCAGUUCUGAAUCUGUCGAUGCUAUGCUAUCCCUCUCUGCUCUGUCACCAGAAAUCAAAGAAGCAAUCCAAAGUGUCAAGUAUAUUGCUGAAAAUAUGAAAGCACAAAAUGAAGCCAAAGAGAUUCAAGACGAUUGGAAGUAUGUUGCCAUGGUGAUCGAUCGCAUUUUCCUGUGGGUUUUCAUCCUGGUGUGCAUUUUAGGGACAGCAGGGUUGUUUCUGCAACCCUUGAUGGCCAGGGAUGACCCAUAAGCACGAAACUGUGUGCUUGUCCCAGGGGCUCACUUGUGUGGGGAGGGAGAAAGGCUGCUUCUUAAUAGCAACAACCACUUUUGGUUAUCAAGCUACUCGCUUGGUUUUUGGCAUUUCAAGGUUUGUUUUCCAGUUGUCCUGAUUUUUGUCAACAACAACAAAAAAAUCAUGCAAGAAAAAUAUUGAGUAUUUACUAUAGCUAAGCGUUUGACUAGCUUUUGUGGCAAAGAAAUGUCAAAAUAUAAUUCUUGUACAUGGAUACAUCAUAUGCUGUGCUAUGGACCAUGUAAAAAUGCUCUUUUUAAGUUAUUAAGACAUAAUAACUGGAUAGAAAAGUCCUUUUCAGAAAUAUGAAAAGCCAUUCCGUUCAGUAUCGCUGCAGAUCUCCCUGUGGUUUUUCUUUUUAGCUCAUAAUCUCCUUGGAGUUUUACACUAUUUCGGCAAUACCCCAUUGCUGUCAUUUCCCACCAAUUUCUUACUCUCAAAUGUUUCUCAAGAGUCUAAGGGCCAUGACUCCCUCUCAGAGGGUUUCAACUACUUUUCUUGCAUAAUCUUAAUAAAUUAUGCCAUGAGAAAUGCUGCCAGUUACUCAUUCGUUGUUAGGAAAUUGUCUCAGUACACCAUAAGCUGAAUGGCUUAGAAACAACAGAAAUUUAUUUCUCAGUUUUGAAGGCUGGGAGAUGUGAUGAGAGUUCUAGCUGUGUCCUCACAUGGCUCAAAGGGCUGGCUAGCUCUUUCGGAUCUAACCCUUCAUGAGGGAAGAGCACUCCUGCCUGGCCUAAUCACCUCGAAAAGCCCCACCUUCCAGUGCUGUCACACUGAGGAUUAGGUUUCAGCAUAUGAAUUUGGGACGGACAUGAACAUUCAGAUCAUAGCAUGAACCUUUAGAACAGGGCUUCUCAACCUCAACAUGACUGACAUCUUGGGCUGGAUAAGCAUGUGUUGGGAUGAAGAAGGGCCGUCCCACCCAUUGUGGGGUUUUGAGCAGCAUGCUGGCCUCCACCCUUGAGAUGCCAAUGACACACCCCCCUUCCUCGCCAGCUGUGACUACUCAAAAUAUUUCCAGUUUCUAGACACUGUUAAAUGUCCCCUUGGGGGCAAAAUUGCCCUUGGUCGAGAAACGUUGCUUUAGAUAAAUUAUGAAGAAGGAGUGUCACGGACUACACUGCUAGAUCUGAAUAACCUCCGACAGAGAUGAUUCACAGAGACCACUGGAAUCUUCUCACUAAUCGUGUUUUUCCUAUGCAGAAAAUAAAACGGACAAAAUUACAGCCCA